GGGGAGAGGUCCACCUUCACCAGAGAAGGAACAAAAGCAAGGGAGAAAAAAUAAAGUGCGAGUGAAGAAGAGUGUGAAAGAAAGGAAAAAGACCCCAAAAGAAAGCCAGCGCAAAAACGGAAUGAGCAAAAAACUAAAUGGUGCAUGAAUAAUAAGGACAACUUAACACCCCCCCAGAUUUGACUUGACAAUCACUCUCUCCACUCUGCUGCUCGGUAAAAAAGAGGGGGAUCGAGGGAGAGGGCUGGCCGAGGGAAGGAGAGAGGAAGAAAAGAGCGACUAGAGAUGACGGAGUGAGGCGAUGGAGAGGAUCAGGUGAGUGACUAAUGGCAUGGAGAGAAAAACGGUACGAGACGGGUGUACAUGCUAACACGUGCACAUGAUUGGACACACAGUGCUUCACAGAGCGGUGAUGUAUUUGAUUCUGUACCACAUUAGCUCAGUGGACUGCAGCAGUGUGAUUUGUCUAUGUCAGUCUAUGGCUACUCAUUAAAUCUCUCCAACGGUGCUGAAAUCUCCAUUAGAUAUUACAGCUAUUUAUGGAGCAAAUUCCGAUCAUGUCCUUGGAGAAAAUGACUAGAUGGUAUUUUGAAAGCACUUAUACACCGAUUGACACAAUUGUGCCACACAACUUAAGACAAUUAAUUGACAAAGGGGGAUAGGUGCACGCAUGGUCUCCAAUAUUUAUUUUAUUCUUAUGUAAUUUCAAAACGUUUUUUGAUAUUGGGUACGAGUUGUAAUGUUAAGUGCAACCUAAGACUAACUUACAGUAUGCCAUAACCUGAGGAAGUUUCUAGAGAGAUCAGCUUACUAUGUAAUGCUAUUAACCUGCGACACUGAUGCGUUUGGCAAACUCUUUAAAUACAACUACACACACAGAUACCUUGUCAUUUGUGCCAGAAGACCGGGGUGCAGAGAGGACAGGACACAACCGUGUGUGCGCGCGCGCGUGUGGGAUCGAGAGUGUGUGUGCUACUCUAAAUGAAUUCAGCCGUCUCUCACUGCAGUAUUUCCGAGCUCCUACCCGCUGGCAAGGCUUCAAGCUUGCCGGCACACAGAAUGACUGGGGCCCUUGUAAACCGCAACACAGUUAUUAGAUCAACGUUUCCUAAACUCGGUCCUGGGGACCUCAACGUUUUGGUUUUUGACCUAGUACUACACAGCUGAUACAAAUAAUCAAAGCUUGAUGAUUAGUUGAUUAUUUGAAUCAGCUGUGUAGUGCUAGGGCAAAAACCAAAAUGUGCACACCUUGGGGUCCAGAGGACCGAGUUUGGGAAACGCUGUAUUAGAUCUAUCAGUCUGACCCUCAACCAGGACUGUUAGCAUAUGGCCUGGCCUUACAAUUUUAUAAUGUCAGAGGGGUGUCAAUGACGUGAAUGGGAACUAUAGGGAGGAGAGGGGAUGGGAGGGGAGAGGGCUCUGGGUUUAGUGAGGUCCAAUCUUCCCAGAUAGUUGUAUAGUCCCAUUAUGUGCUUGAAGUACAGUGAGGGAAAAAAGUAUUUGAUCCCCUGCUGAUUUUGUACGUAUGCCCACUGACAAAGACAUGAUCAGUCUAUAAUUUUAAUGGUAGGUUUAUUUGAACAGUGAGAGACAGAAUAACAACAAAAAAUCCAGAGAAACGCAUGUCAAAAAUGUUAUACAUUGAUUUGCAUUUUAAUGAGGGAAAUAAGUAUUUGACCCCUCUGCAAAACAUGACUUAGUACUUGGUGGCAAAACCCUUGUUGGCAAUCACAGAGGUCAGACGUUUCUUGUAGUUGGCCACCAGGUUUGCACACAUCUCAGGAGGGAUUUUGUCCCACUCCUCUUUGCAGAUCUUCUCCAAGUCAUUAAGGUUUCGAGGCUGACGUUUGGCAACUCGAACCUUCAGCUCCCUCCACAUAUUUUCUAUGGGAUUAAAGUCUGGAGACUGGCUAGGCCACUCCAGGACCUUAAUGUGCUUCUUCUUGAGCCACUCCUUUGUUGCCUUGGCCGUGUGUUUUGGGUCAUUGUCAUUCUGGAAUACCCAUCCACGACCCAUUUUCAAUGCCCUGGCUGAGGGAAGGAGGUUCUCACCCAAGAUUUGACGGUACAUGGCCCCGUCCAUCGUCCCUUUGAUGUGGUGAAGUUGUCCUGUCCCCUUAGCAGAAAAACACCCCCAAAGCAUAAUGUUUCCACCUCCAUGUUUGACAGUGGGGAUGGUGUUCUUGGGGUCAUAGGCAGCAUUCCUCCUCCUCCAUACACGGCGAGUUGAGUUGAUGUCAAAGAGCUCCCUUUAAGAGUGUGCUCCUAAUCUCAGCUCGUUACCUGUAUAAAAGACACCUGGGAGCCAGAAAUCUUUCUGAUUGAGAGGGGGUCAAAUACUUAUUUCCCUGAUUACAAUGCAAAUCAAUUUAUAAAAUUUUUGACAUGCAUUUUUCUGGAUUUUGUUGUUGUUAUUCUGUCUCUCACUGUUCAAAUAAACCUACCAUUAAAAUUAUAGACUGAUCAUUUCUUUGUCAGUGGGCAAACGUACAAAAUCAGCAGGCGAUCAAAUACUUUUUUCCCUCACUGUAUGAUAGAUGGUUCCCAGUCAUGACUUUCUUACAGGCUGGAUGCAGAACCAGUGUGGAGUGUUUUACUGCUGUCUCCUGGUGUUUAAUACUGCCUCUCUCCCAUCUGGGAGGCUGUUGCUAUGCAUCAAAGGCCAUCUCAAAACAGCAGCAGCUCCAGACAAGGUCUUAAAUCAAUUCUACAGAGAUUCCAUUGCGGGGAAACUAGGCAGGUUAUGAAUAAGGGUGAUACUGUAGCUAAUACUCCACCAACUGCCGUUGUCUAGCAAUCUAUGUUGGAAUACUAGCAGAUACCCAUAGGCUUCCAGUCAUUGCGCUAUUGUUAGAUAGCAUUGGCUCUCGAAACUACUGUACCUCUAACUUCCUUCAUACUGGACAGAGGAAUACAAAUUGUAUCCACUAGUUCAUCUAACUCUAGGGAAGUAGAUAAAGGGCCUCAUUGCCAAAAUCCCGAAGUAUCCCUUUAAGCUCCUGGUAAUUGCAGCUUGGAAAAGCUAGGAUUGGAUUUAUAUGAGCUAUUGCUAAUCAAUAUUGAAAUGCUAAUUGGGUCGGUAGCUAAUUUAACUGUCAGUAUUAUUAUUAUUCUGCAGAUGUGUGUGAAUGAGUGAUAGUCUUGACGAAGAUCCAUACAGUAUCAAAAAUGUGCCCUUCCAUUUGUGAGUAUAUAAAUCGUGGGAGCAAAGAAGUGUUGCAGAUCUAUGUCCUUGGGUACAGUCCAGUGUCUCCUCUCACUGUGUCCCCAUCUCUCUCCCCAUCUCAGAGCCCUCAUUAUGCUCCCCCGCGCCCCGCUGGCCUGCCUCCUCCUGCUGCUCCUGUCGGGGGUGCUGGGGGGGCUGGUCCUGUCCAUCUGCCCCUCCGUGUGCUCCUGCAGCCGGGGCCACCGUGUGGUGGACUGCUCCUCACGGCACCUCUCACAGCUGCCCCCAGGCCUGCAGCACAACAUCCGCUUCCUCAACCUCUCACACAACAGGUAUGAAGACACUUCUUCUUCCUCAUCUUCCUCUUCAUCAUCCUCUACCUUCUCAUCCUCAUCAGGUUGGGUCCUACCUCUAAACGUCUGGGUUCUGAGAUUGAGCAAUAACCAUGACUAAUAGCCAGACAGAAUCAGCAGGGAGGAGAUCCUAAUAAUUACAUUCACAGCCUUUGCUGCAUAUUCAAAUCGAUGGAAGUCUACCAAUUCAUGUUAGGUCACAGUAUGUGGUUUGAUUUAAACUAACUAAUUCCACAGGCAUAAUUUAUUUAUCCUCUUCCGCAGAUGUUUUCUGUAUUUUCGCAUCUUUAGUGUUGUGACAAAUGGAACUUCUAAAAUGAGAAUUUCCCUCUCUCCCAACAGCCUUUGUGGUCUGGACGGCCAGCUCAGCCACUACGCCCACCUGCGUACCCUGGACCUGUCCUAUAACCUCCUGGGUCGCUUCCCCUCCGGCCUGCCCAGGGCCCUCUGGGACAUCCGGGCCGCCGGCAACCAGCUCCGAGCCCUGGACAAGAACGACACGGCCUACCAUUGGAACCUGCAGGUACUGGACCUGUCAGCCAACGAGCUGGAGAGGGUGGUCUUCAUCAACAACACCCUGCCCAGGCUACACGCCCUAAACUUGAGUCACAACCGGUUCUGGACUGUGCCCACCAACAUGCCUCAUAAUCUGGAGAUGGUGGAUUUGUCCCACAACUACCUGGUUCAGAUCCUCCUGGGGUCCUUGAACCGGCUGCCCAGGCUGAGGAGGUUCUACCUGCAUGCUAAUCGCUUCUCCUGGGUACCGGAGGGGGUGUUUGACCGGUUGGAGGGGCUCGAGUUCUUGACGCUUGGGGAUAACCCUUGGGCUUGUGAAGAGGAGGAAAACAUCACAAAGCUCUUGCUCUGGGCUGAACACACCCGUGCUGCCGUGUUGGGCUGCCCCUGCUACACUAAGCCAACAUGUGGGCAAUCCCAUUUGGCAACUCCAGGAGGGGAGUGGCACUUUGCGUCCUACACAGAGCCUCCACUGGGGGCUGAUGCCAGAGAGCUGGGCCGUGGGGGCCUCCCACCGGUUAGGGCUGCAGUCGUCACUUCUGGGUACUUGGCUAAGUCUGCGUUGUUGGAGCCUGGGACGCAUGGAGACAGGGGUGCAGCCAACAGCUCGAGGGACCAGAACUGGUUUGUGUUCACCUCCACCCCCUCGCACAGCCUCUCCACACGCACAAGCACAAUGGGGCACCCGCGCUCCACCGCCAAGAAGCCCAACACAGGAAGCACGCGGAGCAGAGGCCACGGACUCCACACACAGAUCCUGUAUUCUCUAGUCGCCUUGAACCUUCUAGUCAUGGUGACUGCCUUCAAAGCCUUCUAAACCCAUCCGUUGUCAGAGACUAGAGCCAAGUCUUGAAGGAUUUUGGAGACGGCUAACCCUAUGUACGUAUGACCCAGAAUGUUAAAAGGGAGAGGUUUGCUUUUGUUUUGAUUUUAAAGAACGUUCGACUGUUACUGCCUAAAUGUGUAUUCUCUCUCUUCCAACAAUUUGACCACCAUCUACAGAGUGUAGUUGUGCUGUAUGGCUAUACCUUUCAAACUUGUAUACAAAUAAUAUAUUUUGCAAAUGUAUUCACAUACAGUGCAUUCGGAAUGUAUUCAGACCCCUUCCCUUUUUUCACAUUUUGUUACGUUA
Messenger RNA from Coregonus sp. 'balchen', 5167 nucleotides. Lineage: Eukaryota; Metazoa; Chordata; Actinopteri; Salmoniformes; Salmonidae. The record is from the annotation of a GenBank genome assembly.